Messenger RNA from Meloidogyne enterolobii, 1044 nucleotides. The record is from the annotation of a GenBank genome assembly. Lineage: Eukaryota; Metazoa; Nematoda; Chromadorea; Rhabditida; Meloidogynidae.
AUGCCUUACCCAGCAAUUUGGACAAGAUCGCAACGGGGUCAAUUGUCAGCAGAUUAUGAAAGUGUUGCUUUUCCUGGCAACACGUUUAUUUUCCUUCAUAAGCGUAGAACUCAACAUUGUUCCUAUUUUCGAUGCGCAUAUUGUGCUAAGGCGUUAAAGCUUCGAAUCAAACGUAAGGCAACAAGAUUAACAAUACCUAUAGUUCGGGCUUCUCUUGAGGAAGGAUUUUUGGAUGAUCCAGAUAAUCCAUUUCACCGGCAUUUUUGUAUUGAUGAAGAAGAAGUUGAUACAACAACAUAUGCAGCUAAAGCUAGAUAUAUUUACAAUAAAGUAAAAUUAGAAUUGUUGGAUAUGCCAAUGACGCCUCGUCAGGCUUGGCUUCAAAUGGAAGCUGAAGUUAUUGCCAAUUUUCCUGAUACUCUGACACAACAAGAAAUCAUUCGGCGUUUACCAACUGAUAAAUCAGCAAAAAGAAGUUUUGCUAGGCGUAGCUCUAUUGGGAAACGGAAUUUGGUCGAAGACCUGGCUAUUUUCGGAAAAGAUUAUAAGGAACCUGUAGUUGAAAUUGAAGCAAAAAAUGAAUUUGAAGCAGAUGAUCUUUCUCUUCUUUUGGAUGCUGGUUUGGUGGAAGACAACAAAAGUUCUGAUUUUUUAAAAGCUGAUUCUUCAAAAGUUCCUUUAGAUUUAUUGAAAUCAAGAUCUCCACGCCCUCCAUGGAUUUGUUCUCCUGGACGAGAAAAACUCGCAAAUUUUUUCCUUAUUCAUCGUGAAUGCCGUCCAGAUUCUCCUCAUUUUAUGGUCUUUUCUGAUAUGAUGGGAAUUAAUUUAAUUCAUAAAUGUGCAGAUAUUGUUUGUGAUGGAAAUUCAAGUUUUUACCCCUAUGGAUUCGCACAAUUAUAUACAUUCCAUGCUGUCCAUCAUUCAAUUCCAGAAGAGGCUCAUCUUUGCGCUUUUGCUCUUUUACCGAAGUUUUUUUUAAUUUUUGAGAAAAGAAUCUUGACCAAAAAUUCCAUAAUUAUUUUUAUACCAUCGGGUAGAGCAUGA